UCUGGCACCAUCCAUCUUCCAGUGCUGCCACACAAGCCAGGCUUGCUGGGGAGAGAGUCCAAAGAGAUACUCCUUAGUCUUCAGCAGUGAACUUUGUCUGAGUCCAGGAAGAGGGAGAGGCACCCGCCCUGAGAGAGAGAGAUCAGGAUGGACACGAUAGAGGACACAAUGCAGCGCCUUCGCGAGGCCUUCAGCUCCGGGAAGACGCGGCCGGCCGAGUUCCGGGCUGCGCAGCUCCGGAGCCUGGGCCGCUUCCUGCGCGACAACAAGCCGCAGCUGCAGGACGCGCUCGCCCGGGACCUGCGCAAGUCAGCCUUUGAGUCCGAAGUGUCCGAGAUAGCCAUCAGCCAGGCUGAGGUGGACCUGGCCCUCAGAAACUUGCAGGCGUGGAUGAAAGACAAGAGUGUGCGUAAGAACCUGGCCACACAGCUGGAUUCGGCCUUCAUCCGGAGGGAACCAUUCGGCCUGGUGCUCAUCAUCGUGCCCUGGAACUACCCUCUCAAUCUGACGCUGGUGCCCCUGGUGGGAGCCAUAGCCGCAGGGAACUGUGUGGUGCUUAAGCCCUCAGAGACCAGCAAGGGCAUGGAGAAGAUCCUGGCUGAGGUCCUGCCCCGCUAUCUGGAUCCGAGCUGCUUCGCUGUGGUGCUGGGUGGGCCACAGGAGACUGGGCAGUUGCUGGAAUGCAGGUUUGACUACAUCUUCUUCACAGGGAGCCCUCGUGUAGGUAAGAUUGUUAUGGCUGCUGCUGCCAAGCACCUCACACCUGUGACCCUGGAACUGGGGGGAAAGAACCCCUGCUAUGUGGAUGACGACUGUGACCCCCAGACUGUGGCCAACCGCGUGGCCUGGUUCCGCUACUUUAACACCGGCCAGACCUGCGUGGCCCCCGAUUAUGUCCUGUGCAGCCCUGAGAUGCAGGAGCGGCUGCUGCCCGCCCUGCAGAGUGCCAUCACCCGCUUCUAUGGCGAUGACCCCCAGACCUCCCCCAACCUGGGUCGCAUCAUUAACCAGAAACAUUUCAAGCGGCUUCAGGGACUGCUGGGCUGUGGCCGCGUGGCCAUCGGUGGCCAGACUGACGAGCGUGACUGCUACAUCGCGCCCACGGUGCUGGUGGACGUGCAGGAGACGGAGCCCGUGAUGCAGGAGGAGAUCUUCGGGCCCAUCCUGCCCCUGGUGACCGUGAGGAGCCUGGACGAGGCCAUCGACUUCAUCAACCGCCGGGAGAAGCCGCUGGCACUGUAUGCCUUCUCCAACAGCAGCCAGGUGGUGAGGCAGAUGCUGGCCCGGACAAGCAGUGGGGGUUUCUGUGGAAACGAUGGCUUCAUGCACAUGACGCUGCCCAGCCUGCCUUUUGGAGGAGUGGGUGCCAGCGGCAUGGGCCAGUACCACGGCAAGUUCUCCUUCGACACCUUCUCCCACCAGCGAGCCUGCCUACUGCGCAGCCCCAGGAUGGAGAAGAUCAAUGACUUCCGCUACCCACCCUACACGCCACGCAACCUCAGGGUACUGCUGAUGGCCAUGGAGGAGUGCAGGUGCACACUGCUCUGAGCCCGUGGCCUGGGGUGCACAGCCCAGCACGGGGCAGUGCUGCCCUCCGCCUUCUAGGGGUUUCCCUUUUGAGGCCUUCAGCUGCUCCCAAGUAGAAUAGGCUAAGGGUGGGAGUGUGGGAAAGGGUGCAAUGACCUGUACCCUUCCCCAUGCCAGCCACUGUGUCCUGGGAGAAGGGGGCACCCAGAACCUACCUCUGUGCUCUGUGAGCAGGCCAAAACUGUAUCCUCUGAGCCUCAGUUUACCAUCUGAUCUGCACAGUGAAACGCCUGAGAUUACUGGGAGGAUUAAACUAGGGGAU
Messenger RNA from Jaculus jaculus (lesser Egyptian jerboa), 1849 nucleotides. RefSeq names its product aldehyde dehydrogenase family 3 member B1. The record is from RefSeq and is a predicted model, not a curated record. The coding region runs from base 148 to 1548 and encodes 466 amino acids. NCBI's taxonomy places the organism in Eukaryota, Metazoa, Chordata, Mammalia, Rodentia, Dipodidae. The transcript has 10 exons. Gene Ontology annotation, cellular component: cytoplasm. Gene Ontology annotation, molecular function: aldehyde dehydrogenase (NAD+) activity. Gene Ontology annotation, biological process: aldehyde metabolic process.